AGCGAAGCUUACUUUAAUAUGAUGACAAUCAAUUUUUAGGUUAUGAACAAAAUUUUAUUAUUUCUAAAAACAAGUGAAAUUCGUAGUCAUAGUUGAAAAUUUUUGUGAAUAAAAAUGGGACAAAACCAAUCUGGUCAAAGUGGUGGUGAUAAAAAAGAUGAUAAGGACAAGAAAAAGAAGUAUGAACCUCCGAUUCCAACAAGGGUUGGCAAAAAAAAAACGGCGAGUUAAAGGCCCAGAAGCGGCUAUGAAAUUACCUCAGGUGACGCCUCAUACAAGAUGCAGACUUAAAUUAUUAAAACUUGAGAGAAUUAAAGAUUUUUUGCUGAUGGAAGACGAGUUUAUAAGAAAUCAAGAACGCUUAAAACCGCAGGAUGAAAAAAAUGAGGAAGAACGAUCAAAAGUUGAUGAUCUUCGAGGUACUCCUAUGUCGGUUGGUAACCUUGAAGAAAUUAUUGAUGAUAAUCAUGCAAUUGUUUCAACUUCUGUUGGUAGCGAACAUUAUGUGAGUAUUUUAUCGUUUGUUGAUAAGGAUCAACUAGAACCUGGUUGCUCGGUGUUAUUAAAUCAUAAAGUGCAUGCUGUAGUUGGUGUUCUUAGCGAUGAUACCGACCCAAUGGUAACAGUAAUGAAAUUAGAAAAAGCCCCACAAGAAACUUAUGCGGAUAUUGGAGGUCUGGAUACUCAAAUUCAAGAAAUAAAAGAGUCUGUAGAAUUACCAUUAACACAUCCAGAAUACUAUGAAGAAAUGGGUAUCAAACCUCCGAAAGGAGUUAUAUUGUAUGGUCCUCCUGGAACUGGAAAAACACUUCUUGCAAAAGCCGUUGCAAAUCAAACAUCAGCUACAUUUUUGAGGGUUGUGGGGAGUGAAUUAAUUCAGAAAUACUUGGGCGAUGGACCAAAAUUAGUAAGAGAAUUAUUUAGAGUAGCUGAAGAACACGCACCAUCAAUCGUAUUUAUUGAUGAAAUUGAUGCAGUUGGUACAAAACGAUACGACUCAAAUUCUGGUGGAGAAAGGGAAAUACAAAGAACUAUGUUGGAACUUCUUAACCAACUUGACGGUUUUGACUCUAGAGGCGAUGUUAAAGUUAUCAUGGCCACAAACAGAAUUGAAACUUUAGACCCUGCUCUUAUUAGACCUGGUCGUAUAGAUCGUAAGAUAGAGUUCCCCUUACCAGAUGAGAAAACCAAGCGCCGCAUUUUUACUAUUCACACAUCAAGAAUGACUUUAGCAGAGGAUGUAAACCUAAACGAAUUGAUUAUGGCUAAAGACGAUUUAUCUGGUGCUGACAUUAAAGCAAUUUGUACAGAAGCUGGUCUUAUGGCAUUAAGAGAGCGUCGAAUGAAAGUUACGAAUGAAGACUUUAAAAAGUCAAAGGAAAGUGUUUUAUAUAGGAAAAAAGAAGGUACACCGGAAGGACUUUACCUUUAAAAAAAAGCCAAUUCAGUUAAUAUUAAUUUUUAAUUAUAUUCUUAUCUUUUGUAGAGUCCAAUAAAAUUAUCCUAAUAAAUUACUAAAAUUUGGAAA
Messenger RNA from Condylostylus longicornis, 1528 nucleotides. RefSeq names its product 26S proteasome regulatory subunit 4 (gene Rpt2). The record is from RefSeq and is a predicted model, not a curated record. Gene Ontology annotation, cellular component: proteasome regulatory particle, base subcomplex. Gene Ontology annotation, molecular function: proteasome-activating activity; ATP binding; ATP hydrolysis activity. The transcript is spliced from 3 exons. NCBI's taxonomy places the organism in Eukaryota, Metazoa, Arthropoda, Insecta, Diptera, Dolichopodidae. The coding region runs from base 158 to 1432 and encodes 424 amino acids. Gene Ontology annotation, biological process: proteasome-mediated ubiquitin-dependent protein catabolic process.